GCGACGUGUUCAUUUCGCAACUGGUUUUCAUUCGGUCUUAGUUCACUUGCGGCACAAAGUUCCGCCGUCCCUGAGCUUUUGCUUUUCUUGACGUAAAUGCGUUGAUGACGUCGACCCUCCUGCAAUAAGUUGUGGCGGAUGUGGCGCAGGCGUACACAAUGACGUCACUUUGCGCCUUCUCCGCCUCUGGUUUGGACCCCAAAAAUUCUUCCCGAAUUCGUACCGAGCGGACGAAACCUUCGACGCGGUGUGUCCCUCACGACUGUCCUGGACUAAAACAUCUUUGGUCUCAUGUUCGAGUUCGGAUAAACUCGGCUCGAUGCCCCCGUUGAAGCUUCUUCGGCUAGCGUAGUUUAGCUUAGCUUGCUUGGCGCUGUGACAAAGGGCUGUUUGUUAUCCACACAUUGCUCCGGUAAAAGCUAAGAGUGGAAAUGAGUGCAAAAAGUGGGCCAGAAGAGUACGACGAGGAACUUUGUGGCAUCAAAGAGGAGAACGAGCCACAACGUCCACGGCGUCGAACGCGCGAUGAUAGCGAGCAGCCUGCGGUUGUGCUCCACGGAGCAGAUGUUCGCGGACCCUCUUGUCAUCCGGGGCAGCGAGAGCCGCAGGCCUCCCACAUAAAAGAGGAAAAAAUCACCAACUUUCCGUUGACUUUCAUUAAGAGUGAAGAUGAUGGUGAUGAUGAUGAAGAAGAAGAAGGUGAUGGAGACCCCUGCGGGGGCUCACAAUCAGUCAGGCUUUUAGCGCCACUGUCAGAUGGUGAUGACAUCGCGUCACGCUCUUCUGACACUAAUGAUGACGAACACUCGAAAGGUGAUUUGGCAUGUCACACUGACGACAAACACGUGAAAUGUCCUCAGUGCGGCAAACGUUUCUUCAACAAGUCCUUGUUGAAAAGACAUUCAAGAACACACUCUGGAGAGAAACCUUUCUCCUGCUCAGUUUGCGGGAAAACCUUCUCCAUGAAGGGACAUUUAAGAAUACACACGAGAACGCACACUGGGGAGAAACCUUUUACCUGCUCAAUUUGUGGAAAACGAUUCACACAGAAGGGACAUUUAAUCGCACACACAAGAACACAUACUGGGGAAAACACAUUUGUCUGCUCAGUGUGUGGUCUGAUGUUAACUCAAAAGAUUAGUUUGAUAAAUCACAUGAGAACGCACACUGGAGAAAAACCUUUUGCCUGCUCAGUAUGCGGUCUUAAACUGAGUCAAAGGAUUCAUUUAACGACUCACAUGCGAAUACACACCGUGGAGAAACCUUUCGCCUGUUCAGUUUGUGAGAAAAGAUUCUCUGUAAAAGGGAGUUUAAUCCGACACACAAGAACACACACUGGAGAGAAACCUUACGCUUGUUUAGUUUGCGGUAAAAGAUUCUCGAUAAAGGGACAUUUAACGACGCACACCAGAAUACACACUGGAGAGAAACCUUUUGCCUGUUCAGUCUGCAGCUUUAGUUUCAGUGAUAAUUCAGCUUUGGUUCGUCACUUGAGGACACACACUGGAGAGAAAGCGUUCAGCUGCAGUGCGUGCAAUAAAAAAUUCUCCUACAAGUAUCAGAUGAGCAAACAUGAGUGUGCUGGUCAGAAGAGCAAGCAAUAAAGAAAGCUUUCAAUGAAUCGCAAAGACAUUUUGGACUCUUUUCGGUAAGUUUGAAACUAGCCCUCCCAAACACUUGCAACACAUUUAGAAUUUGAGUUCUAUUAAAACACUUUUUCAACACAA
Molecule: messenger RNA, 1727 nt
Organism: Syngnathoides biaculeatus (alligator pipefish)
Lineage: Eukaryota; Metazoa; Chordata; Actinopteri; Syngnathiformes; Syngnathidae
Product: gastrula zinc finger protein XlCGF8.2DB-like
Exons: 2
Coding region: 432-1604 (390 amino acids)
Biological process (GO): regulation of immune system process; regulation of cytokine production; negative regulation of transcription by RNA polymerase II
Source: RefSeq, a predicted model, not a curated record